Molecule: messenger RNA, 1102 nt
Organism: Alnus glutinosa
Lineage: Eukaryota; Viridiplantae; Streptophyta; Magnoliopsida; Fagales; Betulaceae
Exons: 3
Coding region: 78-635 (185 amino acids)
Source: RefSeq, a predicted model, not a curated record
CGUAGCAGAAAAACACAAAGUUUCUAAUAUUUUAGGCAUCCGCCGGUAUAUAUCUUCUGUUACAUUAGAACUGCGCCAUGGCCUCUAAUAUUAGCUCCAAGACCCUGCUUGUCCUCCUUCUUGCCCUUGCCCUCUCUGUGCAAGGCACUCUAGGAGGGAUAGCGUGUGAGCAUCUAGACCAAGACACGUGCGCCUUUGCAGUGUCGUCCUCCGGAAAGCGGUGCGUGCUUGAGAAGCACGUGAAAAGGAGCGGAGAGGAAGCAUACACAUGCCGUACGUCAGAGAUUGUGGCCGACAAAUUGAAGGACUUGGUGGAGACCGACCAGUGCAUCAAAGCAUGUGGGCUUGAUCGGAAAACACUCGGAAUCUCAUCGGACUCUCUCCUCGAGUCUCUCUUCACCCAAAAGCUUUGCUCGCCUCAGUGCUACCAGAGCUGCCCCAACAUUGUUGACCUUUACUUCAAUCUUGCCGCUGGUGAAGGUGUAUUUCUUCCAAAAUUAUGUGAAGCACAAGAAGCAAAUAUGCGGCGAGGGAUGUCUGAGAUCCGGAGCUCUGGUUUUGUAGCACCAGGUCCGGUGCAGUCGAUGAAGUUCACGGUCGCACCAAUAGUUACGCCAGCGCUGGCUCCAUACUAGGAAAACUUAUACGAUACGAAGCCUUAGUUGUUAGGUUUCAAUAAUGAAGUCACACAUGCAUGUACUGCAUGUGUGUGUUCUUCAAAUAAUAAGUUAUAUUGAAUCAUAGUUAUCGGUGUGUGCGUGCUUUAUUGUAUGAUUUGGAAAACAAAAAAGAAAAAAGAAAAAACUGCUCUAUGAUGUUUAUCUCUGUUCAAAAAGCAUUUACUAGUGAGCUUUGCUAUGGUAAUACUCCGUUGACAGAAGAGGCCGUUGUUGAUCGUAUUAAAGGGGAGGUAAGGACUCGGGUUAUGUCCAAUAAGAAGCUGAAGAAUUCCUCUGGUAGGCUUUCAAAGCAAUGGAGUUUGUAGUCCCUGAUUUUGUUGGUUUGUCGAAUGUUUUCCUGUUGCUUGGAGUUCGGUUUUAGCUUGGUUUUGAGCUGUACUGUCUUGGCUUCGGUUGUAAGCUCUUUGUGGUUGUUCUGUGUU